AUGUCUGCUCCACCUAUGAGGUCUUCAUGGCGAAACACUUCAAAUCCGACUCCCAGUGCGCGUCCCCGCAUUCCUGAUGGUCGUAUUGCACGGGGACGGCCAUCCUCCACUGUAUCGCCCAAUUCUUACAGGUUGUCUACACCUCCCAAUGCUUUACCGCCGGAUCGCGACAUACUGGAGGGCUUACAUACUACGCCGUUACAAACCAUAACAAUUCCUCUGCCAGGGGAUGAAGAUGAGGACAUCAAAAUCACCGAUUAUGACUUCAUCGGUUCUUACAACUGGACCAAUGAUGCGACGCCCACUAUCAUUGUGCCUGGUUCUCCGCCCCAGUGGCUAAAUAGGAGUACACCCUACAAUGUCCAACCAGACAUCGGCCUCAUGUUUCGUGAUCAAAACGGUUUCCGCAUGCCGUCUGCCGUCCUUCUUCCAUUGGUCGUCGCCGUCAACAAGAAAACAGAAGAUGAAGGGAACCCUCCUUUCGAUUGGUCCUCCAUCGAUUUCGUUACUGAUCGAAACGGGCUAAGAAAAUUGACGAGGUGGAUUGGUCAGAAGGAAGUGAAAGAUUUUAGGAUCGAUAUGCAACUCGCUGGAGAAAAGACGGUUCUUUUCAACCGCUGGGAAAAGUGCACUAGAGAACAAUUUGAUGGGCGGACUUUUGGAUUCAACUUUGAAAAAGAAUCCACCACUCCUGCGCCGGGCUGCAAGAAUGGCACAGGGCAUCAUCGCAUUGUGACCUACGACCUCAGUGGUUUGAAAAUGGUCGUCCGUUUUGAGGUUGACGCAUGUUUUCCGCCUCCCGCGAAAUCCUACCCACGAAAGAGCAUAUCCAGUAUCGACGAACUUGCCCAAUCACUCUCUGGGGUCAGUUUGUCCAGUCAGCCGUCUUCAGAUCAGCCUUCUCCCUCUCCCAAGAACGGUUUAACCGUGGUUAAAGGCGGAAGCUACGUCUCUGCAUCGGCUGUCAUUGAGUUGACAACUCGCUCGGAAGCUAGGCAAAAAUUCUAUGAUUGGAAGGAAGCCUAUCCACAGCUUUUCUUCUCCCAGACCGCGCACCACUUCCUCGCCGUUCACCAGCGCGGCCGUUUCAUUGAAGUCAAUAAGCGGAAACUAUCAUCUCCCGAGCUGCAGAACGUUGAGCAGAUCAUUCAACCCGAUUUGAAGCUGAUGAGGAAAGCGUUGGAUAAGAUCAAGGAUUUGGUAGUCAAGUACGGGGAGCGAGGGCGGCUUACUCUCGUCUGUUCCAAUGGGGAGCUGAAGCUUUACGAAAGAAAAAGCUUGGAUAGUUGUCUUCCUCAUGAUUUUCUGGAGCUUUUUUGA
Messenger RNA from Laccaria bicolor S238N-H82, 1320 nucleotides. RefSeq lists its product as uncharacterized. The record is from RefSeq and is a predicted model, not a curated record. Bases 1 to 1320 code for a protein of 439 amino acids. The transcript is spliced from 3 exons. Lineage: Eukaryota; Fungi; Basidiomycota; Agaricomycetes; Agaricales; Hydnangiaceae.